This is a messenger RNA of Nanorana parkeri, 2043 nucleotides long. It is a transcript of the gene ADAMTSL5, whose product is annotated as ADAMTS like 5. NCBI's taxonomy places the organism in Eukaryota, Metazoa, Chordata, Amphibia, Anura, Dicroglossidae. The transcript is spliced from 13 exons. Gene Ontology annotation, biological process: extracellular matrix organization. Bases 394 to 1983 code for a protein of 529 amino acids. Gene Ontology annotation, molecular function: protein binding; metalloendopeptidase activity. Gene Ontology annotation, cellular component: extracellular matrix. The record is from RefSeq and is a predicted model, not a curated record.
AGAGCUCAGGGCGGGAGGGCAGAGCUCCUGAACUCCUCUGCUGCUCACAAACACUUGCUCAGUCAGUGCAGUGUAGAGCAAGCAGUCCUUGGAAGGUGAGGGAAAGCACAGUGCAGACUAGCUGGUGCUAGAUCCAUUGAAGCUAUGGGCUAGAGGACGCACACAGCCUGGCCACCACUAGUCCAGUCCCCUGGCUGACCAUGGCUGCGGGGGCAUUGCUGUCUAGUACCAAGCCUGGACCCAGCAUACACAAUCACUGUGGACUGAUCACUUGUGGAUCUUAGAACUUUUCCUUGAGUCAUUUGGGACCCGCCACUCAUCAGCAUUACUGCUGUUUCAUUGGAGCUGCGUUCAUGUGAUUUAACCUCUACACCACCACCACCAGGCAGGAGGAUGCUUCCUAGCUGCAGGUUGAUAUAUCAAUGUCUGGCUACUCUGUAUGCGGUUUUGUUCCUCCAUAUUAUCCCAACUUUCUGCCAGGUUCAAAGGCCGUUAUUUCACAGAGGAACAGUCAUCAAUUUUGGCCCUGAACACAGUCUACCACAGAGGUCCAGCAAUGAGUGGGGUUCAUGGCAAAGCUGGUCUCCCUGUUCUCGGACAUGUGGAGGGGGAGCUGCAGUGCGCACGCGGCAUUGUAUUGUAAGGGAUGCUGCAGGAGCAGACUGCCUGGGAGACACAAGACAGUACCAAGCAUGUAACACGAAGGACUGUCCAUCAGGGGUGGCUGAUUUCAGACAUUUCCAAUGUUCUGCAUUCAACAGUAAGCCUUUAAUGGGAAAUUAUUACAAAUGGAGCCCUUUCCAGUCAGGACAAGGAGACUGUGAGCUAAGUUGCUUGGCACAAGAGCAAAACUUCUAUUAUAAUUUUGGCAGAGUUUUGGAUGGAACAUCAUGCCAUGUAGAAUAUGAUGGCAUUUGCAUCAAUGGGCAGUGCCUGCAAGUGGGCUGUGAUUCCAUCUUGGGAUCCAAUGAGAAGGUGGAUAUCUGUGGAGUUUGUGGAGGAAGAAACGUAUCAUGCCGACACCAUCACAAUAUCUAUACUACAAAGUACCCGGCCUCUGGGCUAUUUGGAUAUAAUGAAGUGACAAUGAUCCCUGCAGGUGCCACUAAUAUCAGGGUGACUGACAAGAGCAAUAAUUAUCUGGCCCUGAGAAAUAGGAACUAUCACUAUGUGAUCAACGGUAACUGGGCCAUUAGUUAUCCUGGCGUCUUCAAUGUGGCAGGAACCAAGAUCCAGUACAAACGCUCUGCUGACAAUCAGGAGACCUUUGAGGCAACAGGACCAACAGAAGAGAAUCUGCAUGUCAUGGUCCUCUUUACAGAGCACAAUUCAGGUAUAGAGUAUGAGUACUGGCUUCCUAAGGAUUAUUAUAUUCACCACCAGAGAGAUCGCAGCUCUUUGCAAGAGACCGUAGAGACUGUUAUUUCGCCAACUCUGCCUGUUACAAUGACACCAGCUCCAACAACAAGACACAACACACCGCAGCCAACAACAACAAAGAAGAGACCACACCAACCUCGGCUUGAAAGAGAAAACACAGAGCUAAACCGAAUUGAUGAAUCUAGCAGAAGAGAUGACAAAUGUGGAAAAUGCAGAAAAAUCAAAGGAUCGCAAAAUAAAAUAAAGCAAUAUUGUCAGAAGGACUUUGUGUUCCGAGGAAGAAUCGUCAGCAAGAAGAUUGUGGGAAAGGAGACACGCUAUGAUGUGCAGGUGGUUAUGACCUAUAAGAACAAUUUCCCUAUUCUGAGAAGGGAAUACAUCUGGGUUCCAAACACCUGUGAUUGUCCCAACCUGCUGGAGAAAACGGAAUAUAUUCUGAUGGCCAGGAGGCAUGUCAACUACGAACACACUUUAAACCGAAUAUUGCUAGAGACUCACAGCUUUGUGCGCCUUUAUAGACCAAAGGAGGACAAAAUGCUCCGAGAUAUUGACCAAGAAUGUGGCAAGUAUAGAUUCCAAAUCAGCUCACAGCAGAACCAAUAAGAGACAUUAUUGCACAGACAGCUAAUGAAAGUUGUUCCUUAACUAAUUGUAUUGUAUGUG